Alternaria rosae is the source of this 1524-nucleotide messenger RNA. RefSeq lists its product as uncharacterized. The coding region runs from base 89 to 1363 and encodes 424 amino acids. The transcript has a single exon. The record is from RefSeq and is a predicted model, not a curated record. Lineage: Eukaryota; Fungi; Ascomycota; Dothideomycetes; Pleosporales; Pleosporaceae.
GUCGUAGAGACAUGGCCAAGCCAGCCGCGAUCUACAAGACAGCAUUUGAAGCAGCGCGGAUGGCCAUCUUUGCCUCUUCUUCAAUAUUAUGGAUGACCUUCGGUCGAGAGUAGCAAGCUGGUUAAGAGUACCAAGCUUAUCGAGCGUAUCGAGCUUGUCGAGCCUGCCGACACAAUCAGCGUCCACCUCAACCUCAACCACGUCCAUCGCCGCGGUUCCUCGCGAGAACACACCCUUCAGCCAUUUGGCCAUCCUUCGCGGUAUACACAGCACCUUGAUCGAGAAGUCUCAUCUGCAACAACCAGAUGUCCCUUCCUCAAUCCUCGAGGAUUUCGGUCAAAGGAUAGUCGAACGUGUCCGAGACGAGAUAACCACAGUCUUAUCGCCAAAUGGUUUCGAUCCCAGAACAGACUGGGAUCGGCGCGUUCUUGGACCAACAAUCGCCACGUUCGAUAUCAAGGAGGACCUCGGAGUGUGCCGAGGGGAUGCAGAGUAUAUGUUCCUGCUGGUUACUGUGCUCUCUUUAGCGUUCGAGCUCUUGCUCUUGGUAGAGCAGAGCAAGGCAGAGCAGAGCAAGGCAAGGAAGACGCAUGCUUUUCUUGAGCAAGUGUUCGACGAGUGCUUCGUGGAGCCAGAAGUCUGCCGUAUAGUUGGACUCUUACUCGACGCCGAGCAGAUGCGGCUAGCCCGAAUGAACGCCGAAAUCAAAGUAACGAAAGCAAUCCGGGAUAUGCAGAUGCUGCUACCUGAUAUUCCCAUGUGCACCACAGCGUGGAAUGCAAGUAUGUUCUCUGGCCUGCGAACGAGCGAUAUUGCCAGUCAUAUUCGGCGAAGAGUGUGCAUACGUGAUGUGCUGAAGCCAGAGUCACGCAUCUCUAGGUGGAGCGAAGAGGCAGCCACUACGUUCUUCCAAGAAGCUGGGACAUUCGCAUCAGUGCGCUAUGCUGCCGAGACCGCUCCUGAUGUGCAGGUCAAGGUCUUUCUAGAACGAGGUUGUUCUUUGCCACUCUACUUCGUAACCUGCAUCGGCUUCCGUGGGGAUCGCGCGAUAAUACACACGUUCGAGGGUCUGAGUAUGGAGCUCGAGGAAGACUGUUCGAUCUCUUCAAUUACUGGAGUCUGUGAUGGGAUGCGCAUCACAAAAUGGGAGGGUUCCAGGGAUGGCUUCAUUGGUACGAUAUCCAUUCCUCCAGGGCGCUCAUAUCGUGCGGACAAUGUGGACAUCGUAGGAGAGGGAAUAGGCGAUACGCUCCUGACAAUCAUUGGGGCACAGACUACCACAUUCGAAAUAGAUGGGGAAAACUAUCGUAUCAAGCCAGUCAAUUUCGGCAGUAGUAUCGUGGUGGAGCAUCGUUGUCAAUAAUGGGCGCUGUUCGCAUGCGUAUCAAGACACUUGACACGUUCAUGUUCGGGCGUUCGCAGCGGAGGAGGGGAGUAGAAUCCAACUUCGCGUAUACAACUACUAGAUAUCGUAGCUGAUGGCUAGCAUUGUUGAAAUUGCCGUGCGAAAUGGUGAUGAAUGUG